This is a messenger RNA of Striga hermonthica, 1083 nucleotides long. NCBI's taxonomy places the organism in Eukaryota, Viridiplantae, Streptophyta, Magnoliopsida, Lamiales, Orobanchaceae. The record is from the annotation of a GenBank genome assembly.
AUGGGAAGGGUAAAGUUGAAGAUACAGAGACUAGAGAGCCUGAGUAGCCGGCAGGUUACGUACGGCAAAAGACGAGCCGGGAUUUUGAAGAAGGCCCAGGAGAUUUCUGUUUUAUGUGACAUUGAUAUAAUCCUCAUCAUGUUUUCCCCGACCGGGAAGCCAUCCGUAUUUCGCGGGCAACGAAGCAACAUUGAUGAAAUGAUUGCAAAAUAUGCUCAACUUACACCGAAAGAACGGGCGAAAAGGAGGUUGGAGAGUCUUGAGACUCUGAAGAGAAACUUUAAGAAGCUCGACCAGGACGUGGAUAUAGAAGAGUUUCUUGAUGAAAGUACUCCAUCGAUUGAGGAAAUGCACAACCGCGUUCAGAUGCUGCAUAACCAAAUCGGUGAAGUAAAUAAAAGAGUCGACUGGUGGAUUAAUCCAGACAAGAUUGAAGACAUUGAGCACCUUAAUCAGAUGGAAACCUCGCUUAGCAAGACACUUAACAGGACUCGAAUGCACAAGCAGGAUAAGUUCUUGAAGGACUCUCUAAUCUCAUACGACUGCACAAGCCAAGUGUGUGGAGAUUUCGGGAGAGUGUACAAGCCGGUAAUUACCGACACGCAGUUCCAAGACGGGAUGCAUUUUCCAAAUGAACCCAAUUUUCUGACUAGUGGAGAUGUGGAGUGCUCAAGAGACGCGCCCUUCUCAGCCGGCACAGGUUAUUUCGAAGAAGUGAAAGAACACGAACUCGACAAAACGAGACAGCUGAAAUACCAAAGACAGGAUGAUGUCAUCACUGUCGAUGAUUACGCGUGUUCUGCUCAGUUGAGAGUGCCACUUGGCGAACAGUACACUCAUCACUCCUUUGGAAAUUUGAGCUUUCUUGACUUCAUGGAGCCUGCAAAAGAGGCCAGUUUCCAGCCGAGCAUCAUUGACUAUCAGUUGAACGCAAACUUUGAGCUCCAGAGAUCGAUUUACAACACCUUCCCACAUAAUGUGAUCCCCACAGCUAGCUCUUGCGCCAUUUCUGUGCUCAACGAGCAAUCUUAUUCUUACCCGCAGGUGAGCUUUUCUAGACUUUUGAUGUUUUCAAUAUGUUAA